Messenger RNA from Cryptomeria japonica (Japanese cedar), 1904 nucleotides. Its product is annotated as autophagy-related protein 18a. Gene Ontology annotation, cellular component: cytosol; phagophore assembly site membrane; extrinsic component of membrane. Gene Ontology annotation, molecular function: phosphatidylinositol-3,5-bisphosphate binding; phosphatidylinositol-3-phosphate binding; protein binding. The coding region runs from base 172 to 1395 and encodes 407 amino acids. The record is from RefSeq and is a predicted model, not a curated record. NCBI's taxonomy places the organism in Eukaryota, Viridiplantae, Streptophyta, Pinopsida, Cupressales, Cupressaceae. The transcript has 4 exons. Gene Ontology annotation, biological process: autophagy of mitochondrion; protein lipidation; nucleophagy.
UGCAUUAAGGAAGACCUAGGUCAAGAACAAAGGGUAAAUGUAGAGGUUAGACUGUACAAAUUUUGCACUGCAUACAAACCAAAUUCACGGAGCAACUAUUGGUCCUCCUGUGGGUUACAGGGCCUCCAUUGUUUAAAUAAUAGGGCAUUGGCUCAUGGGUUUUAAUCCACCAUGGCUGUGGUAAGUAAGAACACUAACAGGGUUCACGCAUCUUCUCAACCUCCAAAGCCAAUGACGACGGAAACAAAGGGCAGCAGCCGAAAAGUGUUGUUUGUGGGAUUCAAUCAGGAUUACGGGUGCGUGGCUUGCGGCACAGAUGGAGGAUUCCGAGUCUACAGCUGUGAGCCCUUCAAGGAGACCUUUCGGCGGGAGUUCAGCAAUGGGGGCGGCAUAGGAAUCGUUGAGAUGCUCUUCCGCUGCAACAUCUUGGCCAUCGUGGGCGGGGGUUCGUUCCCGCGCUACCCGUCGAACAAGGUAAUGAUAUGGGACGACCACCAGGGGCGCUGCAUCGGCGAGCUCUCCUUUAGGGCGCAGGUUAGGGCCGUGCGUCUCCGUCGCGACAAGAUCGCGGUGGCUCUUGAGCACAAGAUUUAUGUCUACAACUUGGCCGAUUUGACGCUCGUUCUUCAAAUCGAUACGAUGCCCAACGCAAAGGGCCUCCUCGCUAUCUCCACUUCCUCCCCCAAUACUGUGCUCGCUUGCCCGGGCCUCCACCGCGGGCAGGUGCGCCUCGAACACUUGCCUCUUGGGGUUCGGAAGGCACUGUUCAUUUCUGCCCAUGACUCCCACCUCGCCUGCCUCGCUCUUUCCCCUGACGGGCUCCGCUUGGCCACUUCCAGCAACAAGGGUACUCUCGUCAGGAUUUUUAACACUCUGGAUGGCACCCGUUUGCAAGAGUUGAGACGGGGAGCAGAUAGAGCGCAAAUAUAUAGUCUGGCAUUUUCUUCUAAUGCUCAGUGGCUUGCACUUUCAAGUGACAAAGGGACAGUACAUGUGUUUGGGCUCCGAGCAUUUAUGCCCCAAGACAACAAUGUAGAUGUUGCUAGUUUGGCAUCUAACCAAUCCCCAAAGGAUGAUGUUGGUGAUGGCAAUAACAGUGGUGUGUCAGAUGCAGAUUCUGCUGCUAUUCUUGCAUCUAACCCCAGUUCAAGUCUCUCUUUUAUGAAAGGUGUUCUUCCCAGUUACUUCAGUUCGGAAUGGUCAUUUGCUCAAUUCCACUUGCCAGAGGAAAUGCAGGCAAUUGUUGCAUUUGGGGCUCAGAGGAAUACUGUCUUAAUUGUAGGUACAGAUGGAAGCUUUUACAAAUGUGGUUUUGAUCCCAUGCAUGGGGGGGAGAUGAUCCAACAAGAAUUCACAAAGUUUGUUAGACCUUACGAAGAUGAGCCUAACUUAUAGUGCUUCUACAGGCUAUAUCUUUUGGCAGAAGGUAUCUGAACUUUGAAUGGAACUGUGCUAGAGUGUUCAGCAAAAGGUCUAUGAACACAACUGGGAACAGAUCUCUUAGAGCGCUCUUGUAAAUAUGUAUUUUGGAUGUGGAGUGGAGUAAUUCGGAAACUGCAUGCAUGGGGAUUUUGUCUAUAUGUGGCUUGUGACAUCAUAUUCUACCUUUACUGGUGUUUCUGUUUAAUUUCAGCAUUGUAUUCAGUAUGGGGAUGAUUUGAUCUUGUCGCUGGAGAGAGCAGAUAAAGAAACCUUUAUUUUGGCUCUCUUUGUGCCCUGGAACCAUCAAUCUGGUUACAAAGUUUGAACUGUCAUUCAUUGCCUUAUAGUAAGCCAUAAAUCUUGACAAUUGUUGAUUCCGUUUCGUCAUUUUUUUGUAAAUAUAUUGUAUUUAUAAAUGUGUAUACAUUUACAUAUCUUGGAUGUUGAAUUAGGUAGUUCAGAGACUGCACACAUUGGGACUU